CACGCCGCCUCCUUGCUUCAAUACUACGAGUGAAGCGCGGACCUUUCAACAAGAGCUUUAUUAAUUCUCACGCUAGGACCCUGGAAGACGAUGGACGUGGCCGCUAAUUGCUCCCUGCGAGUCAAGAGACCUCUGUUGGAUCCUCGUUUCGAGGGUUACAAGCUCUCCCUCGAGCCUCUGCCCUGUUACCAGCUGGAGCUUGACGCAGCUGUGGCAGAAGUAAAACUUCGAGAUGAUCAGUAUACACUGGAACACAUGCAUGCCUUUGGAAUGUAUAAUUACCUACACUGUGAUUCAUGGUAUCAAGACAGUGUCUACUACAUUGAUAACCUUGGAAGGAUUAUGAAUUUAACAGUGAUGCUGGACACUGCCUUAGGAAAACCACGAGAGGUGUUUCGACUUCCUACAGAUUUGACAGCAUACGACAAUCGCCUUUGUGCAUCUAUCCAUUUCACAUCUUCUACCUGGGUUACCUUGUCAGAUGGAACUGGAAGAUUAUACCUCAUUGGUACAGGUGAACGUGGAAAUAGUGCUUCUGAAAAAUGGGAGAUUAUGUUUAAUGAAGAAGUUGGGAAUCCUUUUAUCAUAAUUCACAGUAUCUCAUUGCUGAAAGCUGAAGAACAUUCAAUAGCUACCCUGCUUCUUCGAAUAGAGAAAGAGGAAUUGGAUAUGAAAGGAAGUGGUUUCUAUGUUUCUUUGGAGUGGGUCACUCUCAUUAAGAAAAAUAAAGAUAGUAAAAAAUAUGAAAUUAUUAAGCGUGAUAUUCUCCGUGGAAAGUCAGCUCCACAUUAUGCCGCUAUUGAGCCCGAUGGGAAUGGUCUAAUGAUUGUCUCCUACAAGUCCUUUGCAUUUGUUCAGGCUGGGCAAGAUCUUGAAGAAAAUAAGGAUGAAAACAUGUCAGAGAAAAUCAAAGAACCUCUCUAUUACUGGCAGCAGACUGAAGAGGAUUUGACGGUAACAAUACAGCUUCCAGAAGACAGUACUAAGGAGGACAUUCAAGUACAGUUUUUGCCUCAUCACAUCAGCAUUGUGCUGAAGGGUCAGAGGUUUCUGGAAGGAAAUCUUUAUUCAUCUGUUGAUCAAGAAAGCAGUACAUGGAUAAUUAAAGAGAAUAAUAGCUUGGAGAUUUCCUUGAUUAAGAAGAAUGAAGGACUGACGUGGCCAGAACUAGUAGUCGGUGAUAAACAAGGGGAAUUUCUAAGAGACUCAGCGCAAUGUGCUGCAAUAGCUGAACGUUUAAUGCAUUUGACCUCUGAAGAGCUGAAUCCAAAUCCAGAUAAAGAAAAACCUCCUUGUAAUGCUCAAGAGUUAGAAGAAUGUGAUAUUUUCUUUGAAGAGAGCUCCAGUUUAUGCAGAUUUGAUGGCAACACGUUGAAAACUACUCAUGUGGUGAAUCUUGGAAGCAACCAGUACCUUUUCUCUGUCAUAGUGGAUCCUAAGGAAAUGCCCUGCUUCUGUUUACGCCAUGAUGUUGACGCCCUACUCUGGCAGCCGCAUGCCAGCACGCAAGACGAUAUGUGGGAGCACAUCGCCACUUUCAAUGCUUUAGGCUACGUCCAAGCAUCAAAGAGAGACAAGAAAUUUUUUACCUGUGCUCCAAAUUACUCCUAUGCAGCGCUUUGCGAGUGCCUUCGUCGAGUAUUCAUCUAUCGUCAGCCCACUCCCAUGUCCACUGUCCUUUACAACAGAAAGGAAGGCAGGCAUGUAGGGCAGGUUGCUAAGCAGCAAGUAGCAAGCCUAGAAACCAAUGAUCCUAUUUUAGGCUUUCAAGCAACAAAUGAGAGAUUAUUUGUACUCACUUCUAAAAACCUCUUUUUAAUAAAGGUAAAUACAGAGAAUUAAUUACUCCAACCAUGUUGGUUUCUAUGUACUGGAAAGGUAUUCAGUGGUGGCUGGGAGGCUGGGCAGUUAUACUGUAACCUGUUAAGUUUUAAUGUGUUAAAUAAAAUGAUCUUCUAUGAAUUUUUUAUUUUUUAAAGGUUAUUGGAAUAUAUUCAAGAGAUUAUGAUUCUAUAAAAGCUAUGGAAUGAAGCUGCAAAUUUAGAGAAAAUUGGCUUCUGUAAAAAAUGUAAAGAUAGUAUUAGCGAGCAUAAUUAUUUUUAAAAACAGAGGCUAGAAUCUCACCUUUUAUAUGAAAGAUGUACAAUUCAGUGUUUAAAAAUAAAAAUAUUUAU
Messenger RNA from Equus quagga, 2174 nucleotides. RefSeq names its product NudC domain containing 1 (gene NUDCD1). The transcript is spliced from 10 exons. Lineage: Eukaryota; Metazoa; Chordata; Mammalia; Perissodactyla; Equidae. The coding region runs from base 91 to 1842 and encodes 583 amino acids. The record is from RefSeq and is a predicted model, not a curated record.